Messenger RNA from Arabidopsis arenosa, 1280 nucleotides. The record is from the annotation of a GenBank genome assembly. NCBI's taxonomy places the organism in Eukaryota, Viridiplantae, Streptophyta, Magnoliopsida, Brassicales, Brassicaceae.
AAUCAGAGACUCGUCUGCGAACUGAGAAGAAAGAAACCAUGUCCCAACAUCUUCUUCUUCUUCUCAUUCUCCUCUCACUUCUUCUUCAUAAUCCCAUUUCCGCCUCUCCAAUUAUUCAAAAAUUCAAAGAAGCCCCACAGUUUUACAAUUCUGCAGAUUGCCCCUCAAUCGAUGACUCCGACGAUGACGUGGCCGCCAAACCAAUCUUCUGCUCCCGUCGAGCCGUCCACGUGGCGAUGACACUAGACGCCGCCUACAUUCGCGGUUCAGUCGCCGCCGUCCUCUCCGUCCUCCAACACUCUUCUUGCCCUGAAAACAUUGUUUUCCACUUCGUCGCCUCUGCUUCCGCCGACGCUUCUUCCUUACGCGCCACCAUCUCCUCCUCUUUCCCUUACCUUGAUUUCACCGUCUACGUCUUCAACGUCUCCUCCGUCUCUCGCCUUAUCUCCUCCUCUAUCCGCUCCGCACUAGACUGUCCUUUAAACUACGCAAGAAGCUACCUCGCCGAUCUCCUCCCUCCAUGCGUCCGCCGCGUCGUCUACCUAGACUCCGAUCUCAUCCUCGUCGACGACAUCGCAAAACUCGCCGCAACAGAUCUCGGCCGUGAUUCAGUCCUCGCCGCGCCGGAAUACUGCAACGCCAAUUUCACUUCCUACUUCACAUCAACCUUCUGGUCAAAUCCGACUCUCUCUUUAACCUUCGCCGAUAGAAAAGCUUGCUACUUCAACACCGGAGUCAUGGUGAUCGAUCUCUCGCGGUGGCGCGAAGGCGCGUACACGUCACGCAUCGAAGAGUGGAUGGCGAUGCAAAAGAGAAUGAGAAUUUACGAGCUUGGUUCGUUACCACCGUUUUUAUUGGUUUUUGCCGGUUUGAUUAAACCGGUUAAUCAUCGAUGGAAUCAGCACGGUUUAGGAGGUGAUAAUUUCAGAGGACUGUGUAGAGAUCUGCAUCCUGGUCCGGUGAGUCUGUUGCAUUGGAGUGGGAAAGGUAAGCCAUGGGCUAGGCUUGACGCUGGUCGGCCUUGUCCUUUAGACGCGCUUUGGGCUCCGUAUGAUCUUCUUCAAACGCCGUUCGCGUUGGAUUCUUGACCAGUCGCGGUUUACUUAUUAUUAUACCGGUACAUAUCAUAUAUACAGGUGAUUUUUUGUUUUUACUGUACAUGGAUUCGUAAAUCAUACUAUAACCAAAGGAAAAAAAAAAACAUUUUGCUUUUGUUUGUUGUUGGUUUCAUCGGUUUUGUUUUGGAGUAUAGCUGAGAAUAAGAAAAAGUAAUCUCAAGU